GUCCAGCGUGUAAUGGAAUCGCACGUGGAAAUUACAGUCCCAUGACUCUCAGGUCUGUGCGGACUUGCGGAGUUCUAUCCUCCUCUUGAAUUGUCUGGAAUGUGAGUUAACCGUUACCUUUCCAAAGUGUCACAGGUGUCCCCGGAAAUGGUGUGUGAACUACAGAUGCGAGGCUCUGCAAUGUAGAUCUUUAUAAAGGAUGUAAGAUCUCCUCUGCUUAUUGCUUCAUUCUGUAGAGCAGAUAUUAUAAUUCCUGCUGCGGUUGAAUGACUCUUUCUAGACAGGCAGACUUGCAGGUAUAUUUCUAGGCCAAGCGACUACACUUAAAGGUGAUUUACUUUAACGAGCCAUUAGAUCUAAUGGAACUGCGUGUCUCCAGACAGUGAUUAAAGUAGAUUUCUCUGUUUUCACCCCAGUUAUUACAAAAUAAUCAGAUUCUUACUAAUGUAGCUCUGGAUGUAACAAAGCAUGCUGGGUAGUAAAUUUUCACUUGUUGUUGGAGUUCCAACCCUGGGUUUAAAGCACCACUGCGGAGAGUAGCAGUGUGUGUGUGUGUCUGUGUCUUUGACUAAUACAAGGUGCCACUGGCUCUGCUUCAGAUUUCAAGCUGGCUCUCCCUCACCCAGGCAUCUUCGUUCCCUCGUUAUGAGAGAGACGUUACGCUAACAGGCUUUCUGUCCAAACCAGGUUAGCACUGCCCGACCUCCCUGUCCGCCCGCGGGACUGGAAAUGGCUCUUAGAUGUGAUUCUAUGGUUGUUCCAUUUCAUGUAUUGAUCUCUGAGGUUUGAACUACCGCAGUACACAAGUCUGUUGUUCACCAGGCAGAGUAUUCUGCUCAGAGCAAAGCAAUCAAGGUAGUUGGUCGACGCUCUGUUGGCCUAAAUGGCUGUCAGUUGUGGUUAUGUUUUCUGAAUCUUGGUUCUUAUAAGUAGCUCUUUAAUUGUCAACAUGUAUCAAAAGUGGAAUAUUUCAAUAGUAAUGUAACAAAGUGUCUCACUGUGUUAAUCACUGCUAUUGUGUGUCACAAGACUUCUGAAUGCUGCUUCGAAUCACCGUAACCCUGAUUUACAGGAUGUAUUUUGUUCUGAUAUAACUAAUUUAGACGUAACACUCACUGUAAAUGUAAGGCAGCAUGAAUAUCCAUGGCUGUUUACCUGUAGCACCCAGUCACUCUCUGGAUUAUCACUAAUGCCAAAAAGACUGCAUUUUUGUGGCCUGUAACUUGUUUUUAAUAUUUCAACUUGUUCAUCAUGUUUCAAAUAUGUUCACUAAAUAUGAUGUAGACAUUUAAAUUUGACUUUGAUGAAAACUGCCUUCAUUUAUGCAUUUAUGUGUAUCAGUCUGUCACACCUGUCUUUAUUCCAUAUGAGCCUGGCAUGGGUGUAAAUCUUGGGGGUGGUGGGUGUGACCCGCCCAUUAAUCAACACCAGCCAAUACACCCCCCUGGACCCCGUUAAAUGGAUGGAUACCUCAACCCUCCCCCCCCAAUGCUCAGGCCAAAGGCACGUGUAAGAGUGAACGCUGAAGAGCAGCGUGCCACGUGAAGGCGCUGGGCUGCAUGCAGGGCGCACGCUUGAAAAUGACCAUCCUGAGAAAAUCGCAGCAUUUCGGAUUGUUAAUAUUCUUCCUCAGUCAAAAAGCUUCCCUGGAAACGGUAGAUCGUCAUUUCGAGAGUAAAGUUGAUCUGUUGCUCAAUGUGGAGACUGAGAAUCCGAAGUGUUUUGCGGAAGGCAUGCGGGACCUCACGUGCUUCUGGGAGGAAGAAGAUGGGGGCACCGCAGACCAGUACACCUUCACGUACAAAUACGAGAAUGAGAAGAGCAGUGAGUGUAAAGUGACGUCCCAACCAGCAGAGGGAGCCAAAACACGUUACUUCUGCCACCUUCCAAAGGUUCAGCAUUUCGGAGACCUUUAUCUGUGUGUGUUUCGGGAUGGAUUACAGGUCUACAACCGCAGCCUUUUAAUAAACCUAAACUUUUGGCUGGAUCCCCCAGCCAACCUGACUGUGACUCAGACUGGGAAGCUGGGCCAGCUGAAGGUGACCUGGCUGCCGCCCCCCCUCAAGUACAUGGAAAGCAGCAUGAUGUACGAAGUCAGAUACACGACGGGAAGUAGCUGGAAGGAGAAGGUGAUCCAUGAGUCCACUGAGAUCACACUGCAAGGUCUGCAGGUCAACACCAAGUACAAGGUCCAGGUUCGAGUCAAGCCUGAUGGCCUGACAUAUGAUGGGUUUUGGAGCUCCUGGACACUGCCGGUGUCAAUGACAACAGCCCCGAAAGAUAUGGACCCCCUGAUCUUGGCCCUGUGCCUCAUUAUCACCUUCAUCCUCAUUCUGCUGUCCCUCACCGCACUCAUGUCUCACCGGAGUUCUCUGCAGAAGAAGAUGUGGCCUCUUAUUCCCAGUCCGGAAAACAAAUUCCCAGGGCUCUUCACUGUCUAUGGAGGUGACUUCCAGGAGUGGUUGGGCCACAGUGGUGGGGGCUUACGGCCCAGUCCCGCCUUCUUCUCCUUCGAGGAGCUCCCCGCCAUGCUGGAGGUGCUAUCAGAGGCUACCCCAGUCCCCCCUCGCACGGUGGAAUCCAGGGCCUGUAAUCUGCCGGAGUCAGGAUGCAAAGAAAACGAAGAGGACCUGCAGAAGGCCGAGUCUGAGCAGGAGGGCUGGCAGCCGACCCCGCCCGGACACUGGCUGAUGAAGCACUUCCAACCCCUCCAGCAGGGACCCUCCCCAUUUUCCUGGUCCACACAACUGGAAUCUAAGGACUCCUACGUGACCCUCGACCACAGCUUCCAGCCCAAAACCCAAGAGACACCGAUGGAUGAUAUAUCUGAGGAGUCCGCACCUUUGCGAGUUCUUUUCACGUCGGCAGGAAUCUCAGCGUCCCAUUCGGAUCUGGGCUCCCUCCCACAGAGCUGCAGGUCAGGCAGACUCUCCUCCGAGUCCAGCUUCGAGUACCCCCACAGCACCUGGCCGCCUAAGGGCAUCACUUACGCCUCCGUGACUCUUGCCGAUUCGGGCGUUUCUGUGGACUACAGCCCCAUGGAUUCCAUCAGAACUGCAGUUGGUGGCAGAGGAGGUUUCUAUAAUAAUGACUACAAGAAUGAAACCCCGAAGCCAAAUGACCUUUUCUCUGGCUCUCCAAUCUACUCUGCCUGUUGACUUUGAAAACCAAGUUUUCCUCCAACCUAGAACGGCAACCUUCCGUGGUUAAAUUACCAUCACAUAGGCUUUCUUAUGCACAUGUAGCCCAUAACUGGUUCUCUCCCAACAUUGUAUGUAAUGCAGCUGAUCUUGGGAAGUAAUUACUGUUUGCGUUCAUAUAUACAUCUCGCCCAGGAUGUACCCCAGUCCUGUACCCUGCGCUGCCUGGAGCAGCCUCCAGGCCACCUUGCAACCCUGACCAGGAUACGUCGUUAGAAGAUGGCUGUUAAUGUAUAUAGAAUUUAAAUAAUGUUUUGAAACACUUUUUUUAAUUAGCUGUCAUUUUCUGUUACAGGCUGGAGCCAUUUUAAAAACACUAAAGCCUUUCAUACCCAUUUAAAACUGGGACCAGCAUUUUAUUACAGGAUGAAAUGAAAUGUUUGGAAUUUCUGGCUCAGAAAUGGCACCUGCGUGUGAAAUUGCUUCAUGCUCUGACACGGCAGCCGUCUAUCACUUUGUAUGUUUUACAGACGCAUUUUUCCCUAAAUGCUCAUUUCUGUACAGUGAAUUACUCAAACAUCCCUUAAAUAACCGUUUACAGCACACUUCACAUAUCAUACAACUGUUUCUAUAAAAUUUGAGAAUCUAUUGUAAAUAACAAAAAGCAAUUUAUGUUUAACCAUUCAUUUUUUACUACAAAAAUAUAUUUUGUUAUAUAAUGCAA
Brienomyrus brachyistius is the source of this 3864-nucleotide messenger RNA. RefSeq names its product erythropoietin receptor (gene epor). The coding region runs from base 1560 to 3158 and encodes 532 amino acids. The record is from RefSeq and is a predicted model, not a curated record. Gene Ontology annotation, biological process: positive regulation of cell population proliferation; cytokine-mediated signaling pathway; hemopoiesis. Lineage: Eukaryota; Metazoa; Chordata; Actinopteri; Osteoglossiformes; Mormyridae. The transcript has 10 exons. Gene Ontology annotation, molecular function: cytokine receptor activity; protein binding. Gene Ontology annotation, cellular component: membrane; external side of plasma membrane.